CGCCAUCAGUUCCUUGGACCUGGAGCGCCCGGGCGACGGCCAAUGCCAGCCCAUCGAGAUCCCGAUGUGCCGGGAUAUCGGCUACAACAUGACCCGCAUGCCCAACCUAAUGGGGCACGAGAACCAGCGCGAGGCGGCCAUCCAGCUGCACGAGUUCGCGCCGCUGGUGGAGUACGGCUGCCACCGGCACCUGCGCUUCUUCCUGUGCUCGCUGUACGCGCCCAUGUGCACGGAGCAGGUUUCCACCCCCAUCCCCGCCUGCAGGGUCAUGUGCGAGCAGGCCCGGCUCAAGUGCUCCCCGAUCAUGGAACAGUUCAACUUCAAGUGGCCCGACUCGCUGGACUGCUUCAAGCUCCCCAACAAGAACGACCCCAACUACCUGUGCAUGGAGGCACCCAACAACGGCUCGGAGGAGCCCACGCGCGGCUCCGGCCUCUUCCCGCCGCUCUUCCGGCCCCAGCGGCCGCCCGGCUCGCAAGAGCUGCAGCUCAAGGACGGGGCCCCAGCGCGCGGCGGCUGCGGCAACCGGGGCAAGUUCCACCACGUGGAGAAGAGCGCUUCGUGCGCGCCUCUCUGCACGCCCGGCGUGGAUGUGUACUGGAGCCGCGGGGACAAGCGCUUCGCCGUGGUCUGGCUGGCCGUGUGGUCCGUGCUCUGCUUCUUCUCUAGCGCCUUCACGGUGCUCACCUUCCUCAUCGACCCCCACCGCUUCAGGUACCCCGAGCGCCCCAUCAUCUUCCUCUCCAUGUGCUACUGCGUCUACUCUGUGGGCUACAUCAUCCGCCUGUUCGCGGGCGCCGAGAGCAUCGCCUGCGACCGGGACAGCGGGCAGCUCUAUGUCAUACAGGAGGGCCUGGAGAGCACCGGGUGCACGCUGGUCUUCCUGGUGCUGUACUACUUCGGCAUGGCCAGCUCGCUCUGGUGGGUCAUCCUCACACUCACCUGGUUCCUGGCGGCCGGCAAGAAGUGGGGCCACGAGGCAAUCGAGGCCAACAGCAGCUACUUCCACCUGGCCGCCUGGGCCGUGCCCGCCGUGAAGACCAUCCUGAUCCUGGUGAUGCGCAGGGUGGCGGGCGACGAGCUGACUGGCGUAUGCUACGUGGGCGGCAUGGACACCUCGGCGCUGACGGGCUUCGUGCUGGUCCCGCUGGCCUGCUACCUGGUCAUCGGCACCUCCUUCAUCCUGUCGGGCUUCGUGGCGCUCUUCCACAUCCGAAGGGUGAUGAAGUCAGGCGGGGAGGACACGGACAAACUGGAGCGGCUCAUGGUGCGCAUUGGCGCCUUCUCCGUCCUCUACACGGUACCUGCCACUUGCGUCAUCGCCUGCUACCUGUAUGAACGCCUCAACAUGGACUCCUGGAAGGAGCUGGCCACGCAGCACGCGUGCAGAGUCAACAACCAGACCAAGAGCGCGGACUGCCUGAUGGCCGCCUCAAUCCCCGCCGUGGAGGUCUUCAUGGUGAAGGUCUUCAUGCUGCUGGUGGUGGGUAUCACCAGCGGCAUGUGGGUCUGGACCGGCAAGACGCUGCAGUCCUGGCAGAACGUGUGCAGGCCCCGGCUCACCAAGGGCCGCCCCAAGACCGCCAGCUCCCUCGCCGCCAGUGGGAUUUACAGGAAGGCCCAGCACCCCCCAAAGACCCACCAUGGCAAAUAUGAGGUGCCAGCGCUGCCGCCGCCCACCUGUGUGUAAGCAGGCAGACACAGAGGGCAUGCGGGCUCUGGGAGUUUGCUUUCUUGGCGCCUGUGGUGGCCGCUUGGCGUCUGGGCGACCUAGCGUAGCAGGCUCGUUUGGUUUCGUGUUUUUGGUUUUGUUUGUUGUUUUUGUUUUACUUGGGGGGCAGUUCCCUUUUUUAAUAAAAGUAAGAGAGAAAAAUAAAAAGUUUGUACCCUGAAAUUCAGGAUACUGUGAUACACUGAAAAGGAAAUAUCUAUAUAUAUAUGUAAAAUGUAUUGACUUAAAGGGGGUUGGGUUUUGCUUCCCACAGCCCCAUCCCCCCCAACCCCCCAGUGGAGGAUAUCUUGCCAUUUCAGUGCUCUCUGCAGUCACUAAUUUGUGGUCCACUAGUUGACUGGGCCCUCCUAAUAAAUUGGCUGUUUAACCCCUUCCCUAAACACUGGUCUGGGCACAGAGGGGGAUUUCCUGUCCAUUUACAAAUGAGAGCAGUUAAAAGCCCUCCACUGGGUUUCCCCGGGAACUCUGCGCCCUGUUUAGCAAAUGAGCCAUCCGCCUCCUCCCACCCCACCCCCCAUCAAAAAAAAAAAAGCAUUUGAAAAGGCUGCUACCGGGAAGGCAACGUCUGUGCACACCCAGAGACUGGGACACUUUGGAAGUGACAGAAAGGAGAAGUCAGGCUCCAGCCUUCAAACUUGGUCUUUCUUCCCCCCAAAAGCAACAUCCCGCCAAACCACACAUUUGGCGAAUCCAAAGAUGUGCAAUACGCCGCCCCUCCCCCUUCUCUCCGUGAAAGCAACAGGAGACACAAGUCGCCGCCACAGAAAGAGGCAACCAGGGAGCCUGCAAACAAUGGACCGAGAGGGGCCCAGCCCUCUGGACUCGUCAGGGCUACACUCUGGGACUUUUAAAGGAAACCAAGCCAGUGUCAGGCCCUCUGGGACUGGUGUGUGGGGAGCGUGGAGAGAAGGGGAGGCAGCCAGAAGGAGAAGGAUCAUUCGAAAGCACCCCCAGGGGCUGGUUUAUUCCCGCUCUUGUUAAGGAGUGACUUAAGCUUCCAGCCUUUGCCCGGUGUAGUCUGCCGGCUCAGGAAAGGCUGCCCCCCCCCCUCGUGGGUAUCUGUCAUAUAUGCUAUUUUUCAUGCGUCCUUAUUUUAUUAAAAAUAAAAUAUGUUCUUUAGUUUU
Echinops telfairi (small Madagascar hedgehog) is the source of this 2856-nucleotide messenger RNA. RefSeq names its product frizzled class receptor 10 (gene FZD10). The transcript has a single exon. Gene Ontology annotation, molecular function: Wnt receptor activity; Wnt-protein binding. The coding region runs from base 65 to 1690 and encodes 541 amino acids. Gene Ontology annotation, biological process: canonical Wnt signaling pathway; non-canonical Wnt signaling pathway. The record is from RefSeq and is a predicted model, not a curated record. NCBI's taxonomy places the organism in Eukaryota, Metazoa, Chordata, Mammalia, Afrosoricida, Tenrecidae. Gene Ontology annotation, cellular component: plasma membrane.